GGCAGGUAAAAUUCGUCGCUUUGCUGAAUAUAAUUUAUUUUUCUUUAAUGGUUUUCACUACGAUAAUGAUAGAAUAUUAUCCAUAAUUAAAGUCGUGAAAAUGCUUUAUUUGUUAAAACAACGAAAGGUCGUCAAUAAUGAAUUGUAAAAGAUAAUUAAACAUCUGUAAUGGUGUCGCUUACGUUUUCGUUACCGAGAAAUGGAGAGACAGCAGUGUAAUUCACUUCAAAACUUUGAUGACCCGAAAACAGAAAUUUUGAAAAAAAGAUUAUUAAAGGCAACCAGCACUUCCGCGAGUAGUAAUCUAUCUCAGGGCAACUCGCAGCAUAAUGUGCUAUUGAAUACAUUGCGCGCGCCAAUAUCGAGCAGUAUGAUCGUGUCCUCAGUGCAGGCGCCGCAGAGCUCUAUGCCUAUUACUCACAAUUUAGUUACUCAUUCUAUUGCUCCUGUAAAAAUUCAUGCAAACAAUUCACCAUAUCCACUACAGUUAUCCACUGUUCAUGUUCCGGUUCAAAUACCCGGUUCCACAUCUAAUAUUAAUGUCCCAGUUCAGUUGUCAGGCGCAUCAAGUGGAAUGCCAUUACAGAUAGCUCCAGUAAGUCUUCCUUUGCAAGUAUCAGGUACCACUAGUGUCCCUGUACAGUUGCCUGCUGGGGACACUAUUAAUGUUCCCUUGCAAAUUCCAUCUGCUAACCAAAAUAUUCAACUUCCAACUCUACCGUCUAUGCCUCUUUUGCAAACACCCACGCAGCCACUCCACAAUUCAAUAAUUCAUUUACACAUGGGCUCAAAUCCCCGAGCACCUAAUAUAGAUGGUAGUGUAGAUAUGAAUAUGUCAAGUUCCACACAACUUCAGCUCACAGACUCUGUUAAGAUGAGCAAUGCCACAUCAAUGUCUCAAGUACAAGUUGGAUCAAAUCCAACUGUGAUGCAAAUACCAAAUACAUCAAAUAAUCCUAUUCAACUGGCUCUGCCGAAUGCUGGAAAUGCUGGAGGAGUACAAUUACGAGGCGCACCCAGAACUAUGCCCCAUGUGGUGUACAUACAGACUCCUACAGGGCUGAAGCCGGUGUCUAGUACAGAAGUUAUUAGUCAGGCCAGUACCAGUGGCAAUCCACCUCAGAUUAUUGUUAGAAGACCUAUAACGAGCAAUUCAAACAUUCAUUUAAUAUCGAAUGUUGCGCAGAAACCGAACAUAGCUCCCAAACUACCUGGACACAAUAAGUCAUCAAUACUCGCACCAGCUAAUUCGACACAACCUAUUGUUAUUCAAAAGCCAAAAUCUAACGACAAGAUGAUGGUCCCUGUCAGUAUAGCUCCUAGCGCUCCGGGCAAACAAGCUAUUGCAUAUUUAAGCUCUGUAAAAAAACCGAACACGAAAAAUCUUACAGACAAUCAAUCGAUUCUCAUAUCCAGCAAUCAAACUAAUGUGAAUUCUAAUAAUCAAAAAUUAUAUUUAACUCCGAUGAUGCCAAAAAUACAGAAUACCAAGUUCAUUGUACCCGUUACUUUACCAGCUACAAUGGCGUCAAAGGGACCUAUAAUUAAUCUUCAAAUAGCUAAUGGGCAGAUUCAAAACGAUCCACAAGGAAAUAUAACGGUUAUGAGAGACACAACGCCUAUGGAAGCUUCCGAAAUGCCACCUUUGGCCAAGAUUGUUGUCAUGAAUGGAAAAGAUAAUUGUAUGUCAAAUAAUUCUAAAGGUGAAAAGGCUUAUGCCGUAUCGAUAACCGGUUCUAGGGCCGAGCCUACUGGCGAGCAAGGCGAGUAUACGCUGUCGAUACCCGAAACAAAUGCAUCAAUGAAUGACGAUAUAUAUACUGUGUCAAUAGCGGAUGACGAAGGUGGUCUAACACGGGAGAAAUCUUUCACUCUGGCUAUACCGGAAAAGGGAAAAAGUUUACUUAAUAGAAACAUAAUUGACAGAAACGAUUUAGGUCCCGUUACAAUUGCUGCUCCUGCAAUAUUGCGUCGCUCAAAUUCUGAUAAUAGUGAGAGGAAAACUGCUAAUGCCAAUAUAAAGCGCCGUAUUUCGUUAUGUACGGAAAACCUGUCGAACAAAAACUUGAAACUCACAUUACCUCAACCGAAAAUUAUGAACAAAUCGAAGGAUCCCGUUGAUGGAGACGUUAACGACGACCACCGUGUGCCGUCCUUGUUCUGUGAUGAGAAACUCGAUAAGGACUUAGAAGCGAAAGUGAAUUUGGGAGAUUCUGAUCUCGAAGAUUAUAAAGAUAAAAUAGAGAUAAAGCCUCUCGAUUUAAUUUACCUUCCAAAAGGAGAGAAUUUCACAACGAAAGACGAAGUAAAUGGGAAAGAUGUUCUUAAUACAAAACUUGAAGAAAACCCUCCAGGACUUAUUUGGAAUAAUGGAAUUGCACAACUCAGAGGAAGCAAUCUGCAUUUCCAGACUAAUGAAUUUGGUCUCAUCGAUCUAAUAGAAAACUCGAAUCAAAAUGUCUUAGCAAAUGCGGGAGCUAAGUACCACACACCUCUUAAGCAGCGUAUUGAGAGAAGCAGGGAUAAAAAGCCCACUUCUCCUGAAGACUUGUACCGCUGUGACGGCUGCGGGUGCCACGGCAUGGCGGCAGAGUUCAUCACACCGAACAUUUGCAGUCUGACCUGUCAGAGCGAAGUCCAAAAGGUGACACAAAAGAAGAAAGAUAAAGAAAGGGCAGAACUAGCGAAGAAACGAAACAAAAUGAAAAAACUGCUGAUGCGGAAGCAAAUCUCCGACUCCGAUUUACUUCAAGAUAAGGACGAUAAAAUUUCGUCGAAGCAUUACGAUUCGAUGUCCAACGAUAACCAAAUCUCGGAAGCGGUACUGAUGAAAAUGAGUGAAGAUAUGAUAGAAAACGAAAAGUACCCGUGGAUGUGCGGAAAAAAUGGAUUUUCAUGGAUGCGCUACCUCGACGUGUGCAAAGCGAAAGCUGCGCCCGUGAAACUGUUUAAAGAUCCAUUCCCUUAUUCUAAGAAUAAUUUUAAAGUUGGGAUGAGAAUGGAAGCGAUCGAUCCUCAACACCCGUCCCUGUUCUGCGUGGUGUCGGUGGCGGAGGUGCAGGGCUACAGGAUGCGGCUGCAUUUCGACGAAUACCCGGACAUGUACGACUUCUGGGUGAACGCCGACUCCAUAGACAUCUUCCCGCCGGGCUGGUGCGAGAAGAACGGAAGGCCACUGAAGCCGCCGGCUGGAUACGAACCGUCCUCGUUUUCGUGGCCACUGUACCUGAAGCAAAUACGCGCAGUCGCAGCGCCUAGACAGCUGUUCCAGCAUAUUACUACUGCAAUGAUAAAACCGAACGGGUUCCGCGUGGGCAUGAAGCUGGAGGCCGAGGACCGGCAGAACGAGCUGGUGUGCGUGGCGAGCGUGGCCGACAUGCUGGACCAGCGCCUGCUCGUGACGUUCGACAGCUGGGACGACGUGUACGACUACUGGGUGGAGCCGUCCUCCCCCUACGUGCACCCCGUAGGCUGGGCCGAGGACCACGGCCUGCCCCUCACGCCGCCCAACUAUUACAAAGACCCAGAUACGUUCUCGUGGGAGAACUACCUGGCAGAGACGAUGUCGAGUGCGGCGCCGCCGCGUGCGUUCAAGACGCGUCCGCCGAUCGGCUUCAAGCCCGGGAUGAAAUUGGAAGUCGUGGAUCGUAGGGUACCGUUCCUAAUAAGAGUGGCGACGAUAAGCGCGGUGAAGGGCCACCAGGUGCGCGUGUCGUUCGAUGGGUGGCCGGAGGAGCUGUCGUGUUGGAUGGACGACGACUCGCCCGACAUACACCCCGUCGGCUGGUGCCUCAAGACCGGACAUCCGCUCGAACCGCCACUCACGGCGGAGGAGCUGCGCAUCCUGGGCCCGUGCGGCGUGGGCGGCUGUCGCGGGCUGGGCUCGGCGCGCGGCGGGGCGCACAAGCAGCACGGCGCCGCCUCCGCCUGCCCCUACCGCCCCGCCGAGCCGCCCGCGCUGCCCGACCGCCUGGCGCCCGGGCCCGCCGCGCACGCGCUGCUGCCGCUCAGGGCACAGAGUAAGCCGAAAUCGAUUUCUACUAGCACACCCAACAGUGAUGCGCCCAAAGAUAAGCCGCAGCGAGGACGACCCCCGAAACACAAAAGAGUCGAAGAAGUCGCUAAAAACGAACCAGUAUCGGAUGACGAAUCAUUAUCGAGCAGCGGCGGGAAGCGCUGGCGCGGCAGCGGCAGCGAGGACAACCGCGCGCUGCGGUCGCUCUCCCGCCGCGACACGUCGGCGCAGCGCUCGCCCGCGCCGCGCCCGUUCGCGCCCGCGCACUCCGCGCCGCACGCGCCGCGCGCGCUCGUCGCCCGGCACGUGGCCGACCUGGCGCUGUCGCCGGACCCCGGCGCGUGGACGCAGAAGGAGGUGGCAGCCCUGCUGUCGCGGAUAGCGGGCGCGGCGGUGGGCGCGGCGGCGGCGGCGGCGCGGCUGUCGGGCGCCGAGCUGGUCAUGGCGUCGUGCGAGGAGCUCGUGCAGUGCCUGCGCCUGCGCCUCGGGCCCGCCGUCAAGGUGUACGCGACCGUGCGCCACCUGCGCGACUCGCUCUCGUGAUCGCUGGCCCUCGCGCACGCGCUCACCGUGCUUGUCUAGUCGCCGACAUGUCUUGUGACAUAUCAUAUUGUGCUGUGCCUUUACAUGCACUCUUCCGAUCAGUCAUUAUGAAUUAUUUUGACGUUGUUAUUUGACGUAUUCGAUUUUUGUUCGUGAUCGUGAUUCGAGUGGUACUAUACAGUGCUUAUGAGUAUAAUUAGUGUAAUCUAUAUAGAUAUAUAUAUAUAUUGUGUACAAAGUUAUGGACUCUCGUACUCAUUGUGGAUUUUGUAAAUCAUGGACUUUUACUAAAUGUGUAAUUGUAAAUUAUAAGUUUCACUUACGUUGCACUGAAGUGUAUAUAAUGUGUGCAGUAUGUGGUAAAACUGCGGCUUACGAGGCCCAUCGUCAUUAAUGUUUUCUAUUGAUAUAAGUUCUCGUUAUUUGUACAGAUUAUAUAAAAACUUUUGAUAUUUUUAAAGUGUCACUUAUUUUUGACUGUCACAAUAAGUAUAGAAUCGAAGGUUAUUUUUAUGAAAUUGUGUUAGGAUAUAAAUGUAAUACACAGUUGCAAUAAUGAAAUAAUAUUUUUCAUGUUUUAUUGUAAUCCUUGUUUGAAAUAAAAUAAAAUGAAAAUUUGGUAAAAAAAAAAAUCUUCGCUGAAAAGUGGUAUAGAAAACAUAUUUUUGUAUCAAUUGCUAUUUAGAAAAUGAUAUUUUAUUAAAUUGAAACCAUUUUGUUUUUUAAUAAAAAUAUAGGGGUCAAUUUCUUUGACAAUAUUAUUGUAUUAGGCUGUAUAAUAUUAGCUCUUCCUUCGCUUAAGUGAGCCUUCUAGCACAAAAUUCAAAAAGAAUUCAAGGUUUGAGGUUGUGAUUGUAUUCAAUAUGUGCGGCAGUCGGGGAACUCUGUCAUACACUACAGCAUAUUGUAACAGCAAUUGAAGUGUCCUUCUAUUAAUGUUUUGUAAUUGUUGUAAGGAAAUAUAUAUUGAUAGCGUUCUGUGAUUGCCACGCUGAUAUCCUCUUGAAAAACAUUAUGCCUUUAGUAGAUUUUUUUUAAAUAUUUUCUUAGAUAUUCCUGAAUGCUCCACAUUGAAAAUAAUAUUUUUGACCUAUUUAAAUCACAUUUGAUAUCCUGUUUCCAAAGGUGAAAACAAUACUUGUGAAAUCACCGAAAAUCAUUUAAAAAAUUUUUAACAGAGCUUUUCUUUUUUUUGAAUGGAGUACAUUAAAUCAAACCAAAGAAGGUUAUAAAUAUUUACCAUUACUCCUAAAGCUGUAUAUAUUAAAACCGAAAUUUAUAUUUUGGAUGAGUCAACUUUUAUGUUUAUAAAUAUAAUUAUGUACAUAUAUAUUAUUGAAACAUAGUGCAAUUUAGUAUUAUUUUAGCCUUUCAUAAAUUGUGAAUAAGAUAUCGUAAAAUGUUCUAUGUUUUGCUCUCGUGGAAUUAAACUUCCAAAAGUACAUGACCCUUUAUGUUUUACUUUUUUUUAAUUAGAGUGGAUUCAUGUGAGUGUCCGAGUUAUUUUCUAUACUGAAAUUCAUUAAUACAUUUUAAUAGCUGUGCUGUAUAUUUUUUUUUGACUAAAAUAAAGUAUAUGUAUUUAUAAUUUAUGCAAAGCCCCUGCAUAGGUUAAGGUGGACUUUUUAUCAUUUGUAAAUAGCAAUACACUGAGAACUAUUGUGGGCUCUGUUUUUUUGGAGAGGAACAUGUUCUUGUUUAGAUUCGGAUAGAACAAGUAAAAGUUGUCAUGAAAACAUAACUUUUUGAAGAAAUAGUUUCAAGUGUAAAGGAGUAAUUUCCAUUUUAUUGUUUUUGUAUAUUAUUUUAUGUUGAUACACUAUUGAAAGAGUCUUUAAAUGAACAAUAAAUGCACUUUACACAAUAUACUUUAUUGAUUGUCAGUACAAACAGAAAUCACACUUCCAUUUGUUGUUACACAAUUAUAUAUAUUUUUAAUAACAGAUUCAACAUUCAAAUUUAAUUUACAAAGCACUGGUGAGAACAGACUAGCUACCUUGCAAAUUGUUCAUAAUUAUAUAAUUUAAAAAAAGCUAUACACUUAUCCAUUUCAUAAUAUGUUAUAAAUUCUGUUAGAAUUGUAAAUAAAUAUGUUUUGUAUAUCAUCAACCAGUUACAAUAUUUUUGCAGUGGCCAUGUACAAAGUUACGAUUAGUGUUAAUGUAAGUUUUUACACAUGUCUAGUGCUAAAAUGUGCCAUUAUCUUGGCAAAAACUAUUCUAAACUGUUGUUCGGAAAUUAAUAAAUUUUUUUGAAA
Nymphalis io (European peacock) is the source of this 6815-nucleotide messenger RNA. RefSeq lists its product as uncharacterized. The transcript is spliced from 12 exons. Gene Ontology annotation, cellular component: nucleus. Gene Ontology annotation, molecular function: zinc ion binding. NCBI's taxonomy places the organism in Eukaryota, Metazoa, Arthropoda, Insecta, Lepidoptera, Nymphalidae. Bases 200 to 4558 code for a protein of 1452 amino acids. Gene Ontology annotation, biological process: regulation of DNA-templated transcription. The record is from RefSeq and is a predicted model, not a curated record.